This is a messenger RNA of Exophiala mesophila, 1172 nucleotides long. RefSeq lists its product as uncharacterized. Gene Ontology annotation, molecular function: actin monomer binding. Gene Ontology annotation, cellular component: cell cortex. The record is from RefSeq and is a predicted model, not a curated record. Bases 361 to 753 code for a protein of 130 amino acids. The transcript has 4 exons. NCBI's taxonomy places the organism in Eukaryota, Fungi, Ascomycota, Eurotiomycetes, Chaetothyriales, Herpotrichiellaceae.
CAACCAUAGCCGUGAAGAACCAACCAAGAUCAUCACCACCAUCACAAUAACCACAACCACAAACACUCACUCGCUUCUGUUGUUGCUCGCCCCAAUUCAUCCAACUUUUGACAACACAAACCCACCAGAGUCCUUGAUCUUUUUGUCCAUCCUGACUCAACUCAUCUCCACGCUUGUCAACGUGCAUCGUGCAUCGUGCAUCGGUCACCUUACCCUCUCCUUACACUCCCCACGAUCAGAUCACAUCUUUUGCACCUACGGAUCUCUUCCUCCUCUGACUUCAACCACCACCACUUUUCGCCGCGCACCUCAUCACCUACCUGUGUAGGUCAGCCUCAUCACCUCUUCACAUCCAACAUCAUGUCUUGGCAAGCAUACAUCGAUACGAGUCUUAUCGGCUCUGGAGAUGUCGAUCAGGCUGCCAUCUUCAACAGCGAAGGCACCUCGGUAUGGGCGACCUCGCCAGGAUUCAGCCUGAGCCCCACGGAGCUGCAAGAAGUUGUUGGCGCCUACAAGGACACAUCGGAGCCCAAGAAGGUACAAUCCACGGGCUUGCACAUUGCAGGCCAGAAGUACAUUGUCAUCAAGGCGGACGAUACUAGUCUCUAUGGAAAGAAGGGCCGAUCAGGCGUCGUCAUUGUCAAGACAAAGCAAGCCCUUCUCAUCGCCCACUACCCAGAGACAGUACAACCCGGUUCUGCUGCCAACACGGUCGAGAAGCUUGGGGCCUAUCUCGUGAGCGUGGGCUAUUGAUUUCAAGUUCGAGCAUGGGUUGUGACAUGGUCGCCCUCGUCCUGGCCAUGCACCCCACAUUUACGCAGUCAUGUCAAGUAGAAACAACCCCCAAUAUGAACAAGUGAACCAACAAAAAAAGAUUUCAAUUUCAAACACACACAAUGGAGUGGGUUUUGGUCUGGUGCCAGAAAUUGAUAGAUGGAAUAAACUGGUACACAUGAUACUCCUGAAGUUGCUGGGCCUCUUCCUUCCCACACUCUUGUUCUAUCUUGUGAAAAUUCUACGACUGACGACAUAACUGGAAUCGACGUCACAUGCUGAAAUUUGACAUUGACAUUGCUCUUUGAAAUCUGUCUGAACUCCGAAACCUGUUUUUGCGAUGACCACGGCCACCACCACUAACACCAGCUAUCACCUCGUCAAGCCCACAGUCCCCA